Ambispora gerdemannii is the source of this 675-nucleotide messenger RNA. The record is from the annotation of a GenBank genome assembly. NCBI's taxonomy places the organism in Eukaryota, Fungi, Glomeromycota, Glomeromycetes, Archaeosporales, Ambisporaceae.
AUGUCGACUACUGUAUUCAAUAAAAUUUUGGACUUUAUGAAAGAUGGACCAGUAAAGCAUAUUACAGCAGGGUCGGUAAUUUAUAAAGGCACAGAAGAAGACCAAACAAUAUCAAAAGAUGAACUCUUAAAGUUGACGAUUAACGCAAUUCGGGCCGAUGUUUGGAUGAAUCCAGCAUUUGGACCGGAACUUAUGAAAACACAAAGUGAGGGAACGUAUGUAACAGAUGUAAUAAUCCCUUCGAUUCGGGCAUCGUUGAAAGGGCUACCAUAUAGGCAAUCUGCAUUUAUCAGCACCACGUUUAAAGGUUCCCCAAUUACCGGACGAACCGAAAAAUGUAUUCUAAUAGCCCAGAUACUUCUUAAUGAGGAACCCGUAGUUGAAUAUCGUCCAUCUUUUAUGGAAGGAUUAGAACUUGAUGCCUUCUUCCGAAGUAAUCGAAUUGCAUUAGAGGUGCAAGGAGCUCAGCAUCGGCUCCAUAACACUAGCUGGUAUAAAGAUGUCAAAAAACUCGAGGAUAUUGUUAACCGUGAUCAAAAGAAAAGAACCCUUUGUCAACUUAAUGGGAUUUAUCUUCUUGAAGUAUGGUAUGAUGAAAAUCCAGAAGUCACUAUUCCUAAGAAAAUAUAUAAAUUUAGAGAGUUUAUUGAUAGAAAAAUCUUUAAUCUUGAUUAA